CUUUACACUUUGGUGUGCCUUGUCUUCGAUCUUUGCAAGUUGAGGCAACUUCCCGGGUGGGCUGGGUACUUUAAGGCAGGGCCGGUAAGGAGAUUAAAGAGAGAAAGUGACUUAAUUGCAGGUGGGCUUUCCCAUGUUUGCUCGUGGACGCUGCGCAAGGACUUGGAAGCAUUUCUGGCUCUCUUGUUUUUAGAAGGCGCGUCAGAUAGCAGCUGAGGGGGGCUUAAUAUUUCAGACGUCUGGCGGUAGGCUGCAAAGUUUCCACCUUAAAACAGUUGCAGGCUGGAUCAGACAACACCUCAGUGUUGAGUAGGAGUUCGCGUAGAAGGACCACUACAUUGUACGUCUGUCAACUGAGUCAAGGGGACUUUUUUCAGGUUAAGCCGUUUUUCACCCCUGAAUCAAUUAUUGUGUUAAAUUUCACGCAAACAAGAAUCUUAUUGGUUCGUAUCGGGUGGAGCGUAUGCGGAUAGUUUCGGUUGUCAUCCAUAAACGACUAAAAAGUAAUUUACCGACAUUACAUGCAUUUAUAAUUUAAUAUGUACUCUACAUAAAUGGGUUUUGUUUAAUGUAAGUAGUGCAUCUCAGCGGCGUUGUAGGAUCAAUUCAGCUUCUAGAUGAGGUAUGGUUAUGCCCACCCACUUGGAAGGAAGCCGGCACCUGGAAACAACAAAAAAACUUGAUACCUUAAAACAUGAAGAGUUUGUUGUCUUGACAAGUCCUGAUGAAUGCUUGGGUGUGAACGACGGCCCAGCGCGGACCUGCGGGGACGGCGGAGAGACUAAAUUGUUGCUGCAGGAGAAGCCGCUUAAAAUGAGCCGAAGUCCCAAAUGUGCCCGCUGCCGGAAUCAUGGCGUGGUUUCGUGCUUGAAAGGUCACAAACGCUUGUGCCGCUGGAGGGACUGCGGCUGUGCCUGCUGCCUGCUGGUGGUGCAGCGGCAGCGAGUCAUGGCCGCGCAGGUCGCACUGAGGAGGCAACAGGCUGCUGAGGGGAAGCGAGGUGUCAAGUAUCGAGCAAAUCAUUCACAGAGAACAUUUUUGCAGCGCUCUACUGCGGUGGUGGAGCCAAGUAUGUGGCAGACCAAGCGCCUCCAGCCGGGGUUGACACCACUGGAGGGCAACGAUUCCUGUUGUUUAAAGCCGACACAGCGUGACCAUACACAUGCUACAAACCCCACCAUCAGUGCCCGCAUGAGGAAGAGAAGAACAUUUGCUGACACGGAGCUGGAGAACGUGAUGCUGGAGCGGGAGCUCAGACAGAGAGAGUUCCAGAACGACCUUUCCUUUUCCUAUUCAACCUUCCUCCCCGCAAUUCAUCCAGUGCCUCUGCCCAUCACGCCAAGCUUACAGUCAUUCAGCAAAGUCCCUUCAUCUGCGGGGACAGCCACCUUUGGGUCUGUGUGUAACAGCUUUCUGCCUCUGCAAGACUGGGACUUCCAUUUCUAUCACUGUUUUCAUUUUAAGAGCACAUGUACAAAAAGUGAAAAUGUUGGCUUCCGCGUGUGCAAAAGCUCAGUGCAAAAUAGAGAUCAGAAGGAUGAGGUGCAGCGUGGCUGGACAGGUUGCGAGAAGACAGAGACAUCAGAGCUCACACCUUUGCCUUCUCGACAAAGCCUCAAAUAUCACGGUAGUACUUUGUUGGGUUGGGACCACAUCAAAGCUGACUCCAAACCAAGAGAAAUUCAAGACUCAAAUGUCACAUGCUCUAUUUUUGUAUCAGAUCAGGGGAUCCUGAACUUGCCGAAUGUCACAGCCCCCAGCAGGACCUUUGAUCCGUUAGCACGGACAAGUAGAGGUCAGUGUGCCGACACUCCUGCCGCCCUGGCGCAUCCUCAGGAAGACUCAGUCAAGAGCCUUCCCGGCAGCUCAGGCAGGACUCCAGCCAUGAAGCCGCUACUACCUUUCUCAGUGGAAGCUCUGCUCAGGGCCUGACAAGCCAACGGAAAAUACUUGGCUUUGUUUAUGUGCAGAGAUCACUUUGACACGUGAACUCUAAAUAGUUAGUUAUGUUCCACUGACAGGAGCUGGUUUCAAUUAAAAUGGGACUCAGCAGGGUGCAGACCUCCACUAAGGUUGGAAAAAAAAAAUGCAUGCGUAUCAAAAACCACUGUUCCAAAAUGUCAUGUUUUCGUUGGUCCAAAACACACCCCUCUGCAAAAUGUCAUGAAAAAAAGAGAAGCUCAUAGAUGAGUUGCUCAUUAACACACGACAACUUCUGCAACACAAUUACAGUACGGUACAUGAAAAUCGGUUUUGCUGUACUUUAAAUAGUAUCCAAAUUAUUACAAUAAAUAUAUAUUUUAGCACGGUCAGCUGUUUACUACAUGUUUACGAUCAUCAGCGUUGAUCAUUUAUAUCACAGCAAGUUCAUUUACACUUACCUGUCUGUAAGUAUUCAUCCACCAAACAAAAGUGAACAAGACGCGUCUUGAAUGGUUUGGGCUUAUUAGGGUUGUGUUUGGUUCUUCCAUCCUUGCCUUUACUUGGAAAUAAAACAUUUCAAUAAAG
Molecule: messenger RNA, 2508 nt
Organism: Hippocampus comes (tiger tail seahorse)
Lineage: Eukaryota; Metazoa; Chordata; Actinopteri; Syngnathiformes; Syngnathidae
Product: doublesex- and mab-3-related transcription factor 2-like
Exons: 3
Coding region: 625-1932 (435 amino acids)
Biological process (GO): regulation of transcription by RNA polymerase II; sex differentiation
Cellular component (GO): nucleus
Molecular function (GO): DNA-binding transcription factor activity, RNA polymerase II-specific; RNA polymerase II cis-regulatory region sequence-specific DNA binding
Source: RefSeq, a predicted model, not a curated record